This is a messenger RNA of Cynara cardunculus var. scolymus (artichoke), 1062 nucleotides long. RefSeq names its product 40S ribosomal protein S3-1-like. Lineage: Eukaryota; Viridiplantae; Streptophyta; Magnoliopsida; Asterales; Asteraceae. Gene Ontology annotation, biological process: translation. Gene Ontology annotation, cellular component: nucleus; cytosolic small ribosomal subunit. The transcript is spliced from 5 exons. The record is from RefSeq and is a predicted model, not a curated record. Bases 119 to 859 code for a protein of 246 amino acids. Gene Ontology annotation, molecular function: structural constituent of ribosome; RNA binding.
CAUUAGGAAUCUUUGUUAUGUUUUCUGUUAAUAUUUUUUAUGAAUGUCUGAUGGUAGUGGUUGUGAAACUACUCUGUUUCAGUUCUGAGUUCUUCAUCCCCUAUACACUACAGAGGAAAUGGCGACUCAAAUGAGCAAAAAACGAAAGUUCGUAGCUGAUGGCGUGUUCUUUGCUGAGCUGAACGAGGUCCUUACCAGGGAACUCGCGGAGGACGGUUACUCCGGUGUCGAAGUUAGGGUUACGCCUAUGCGUACAGAGAUCAUCAUCAGGGCCACCCGUACCCAAAACGUACUUGGUGAGAAAGGAAGGCGAAUAAGGGAGCUAACAUCUCUUGUUCAGAAGCGGUUUAAGUUCCCUGAAAACAGUGUGGAGCUUUAUGCCGAAAGAGUGAACAACAGAGGGCUCUGUGCCAUUGCCCAGGCUGAAUCUUUGCGUUACAAGCUUCUUGGAGGGCUUGCAGUUCGCAGGGCUUGCUAUGGUGUUCUAAGAUUUGUUAUGGAGAAUGGAGCUAAAGGGUGUGAGGUGAUUGUUAGCGGAAAGCUUAGGGCUCAGCGUGCAAAAUCAAUGAAGUUCAAGGAUGGAUACAUGGUUUCCUCUGGUCAACCGGUUAAGGAGUAUAUCGACUCUGCUGUGAGGCACGUGCUUCUUAGACAGGGUGUUCUUGGAAUCAAGGUUAAGAUCAUGCUCGACUGGGAUCCUACAGGCAAGCUCGGCCCCAAGACACCAUUACCUGAUAACGUGAUUAUUCACAUGCCCAAGGACGACGUUGUUGCACUUCCGCCCAAAGAGGUGGAGGAAUAUAGGCCACCACUUGUGGUUGCUGACGAGCCUUUGCCUAUGCCCAUUCCGGUAGUCUAAAAGCUCAGAUUAGAAAUUCAUGUAAUUCCAAGAGUUGGUAAGUUAUGGAGGAUAAAUUUUUGAUUUGAUUGUGGACUGAGAAGCCUUUUCUUUUUGUAUUGCUGGUGGUCUGCUCAUUACUACAAUUACAGUCUUACAAUAUUUUUGGUUGGUUAAUGUAGGUUUAAUUUUUGUAUCAAUGUGAGAAACAUUGCUGUUGUGUC